AUGCCCUGCAAUCCCCCCCAUCAGGGUCUGCUGUCCAUGGAGGACGACCUGGCGGCGGCGGCAGAGGCGAGGCGGCAGCAACAGGAGGAGGAGAGCGACGACGAGCGCGGGGAGGCGGUGGCGGCGGAGAUCGAGCGGCUGACGGGGGAGUUGCGGCAGCAGCGGGAGGAGAUUCAGCAGCUGCAGGCGGCGGCGCGGCAGUGGAAGCUGCAGAAGGAGCAGGCGGAGGGCAUGGUGCAGCUGCUGCAGCAGGAACUCGCCGUGAAGGACGCUGCUGCUGCCGCUGCAACAGCCGCAGCAGCAGGGGGCGCUGGCAGCUUGAAGGUGGCAGGGAGCACCACCAAUGGAGUUGCUGUGGUGUCAGCAGCGUUUGCAGCGGCGCGCACGUCCAAGGUGACGACGAUAGUGUGGUUCCGCCGCGACCUGCGCGUGGAGGACAACCCCGCGCUCAUCGCGGCGGCGCAGCAGGGCGCCGUGGUGCCGCUCUUCGUGUGGUCGCCGGAGGAGGAGGGGCAGUUCUUCCCCGGCCGCGUGUCGCGCUGGUGGCUGCGCAACUCGCUCUCGCAGCUGCACGCGGCGCUCACGGCGCUGGGCGUGCCGCUCUUCAUGCGGCGCGCCAAGUCGACCCUGGCGGUGCUGCUGGAAGUCAUGGCGGCCACCGGCGCCACGCAGGUCUUCUACAACCACCUCUACGGUGCGCGCCCCGCCCUGCGCCUCGCCCUCCGCCGUUCCCUACUCCUGUGUCCCCCCGUGCACCCCGCCAUACGCCCCGCCUUGGCACCUGCGCGGCUCAACCUGCUCUCAUUGCACCAGAUGCUGACUUGUACUCUUCUAGUCUCUCCUGCUUCUCAAAUCUUACCAUUUCCUCCGUGUCCCUCCUCGGCAUGCCGCCCAUCUCCACGAUUCGUCCACAACUCGUCCACGCCUCGUCACGACUCAUCCACGACCGACCUCCAGAUCCCUCGUACUACUCCCUCACACCCUCCCUCCCUCCCUUUUCCCCUCCCCCUCUUCCCCCCAUCUCCCCCCCUCCCCCCCCCCUCCGCCGCCCCUCCCCCAGACCCCGCGUCGUUGGUGCGCGACCACCGCGUGAAGCAGGAGCUGAGUCGGCGCGGAGUGGUGGUGCGCUCCUUCAACGCGGAUCUGCUCUUCGAGCCCUGGGAGAUCUUCGACGACCACGGCAAGGCCUUCACCACCUUCCGCUCCUUCUGGCGCCACUGCCUGCACCACCCGCGCCCCUCCCGCCCCGACCCGCCGCUCCCCGCGCCCGCGCGCCUGUGCGGGCCGCUGGGGUUCGUGCGGAGCGUGGCGGUGGACCUGCUGGGGCUCGAGGCGGACGACGAGCGCCCCAGCAACGACCUGCUCGCGCGCGCCUGGCUGCCCGGCUGCACCAACGCGGACCGCGCGCUCGUCGCGUUCCUGCACGGGCCGCUGCUCGAGUACGCGGCGAACCGCAGCAAGGCGGACAGCGCCACGACGUCGCUGCUCUCCCCGCACCUGCACUUCGGCGAGAUCUCCGCGCGCCGCAUCUUCCACGAAUGCCAGCGCCUGAGCGUCGCGUGGCAGAAGGACGGGCUGCCGCGCGCGGCGGAGAGCGUCGCGCAGUUCGUGCGCGCGCUGGGCUUCCGCGAGUACUCGCGCUACCUCUCCUUCAACUUCCCCUUCACGCACGAGCGCUCCCUCCUCGCGAACCUCAAGCACUUCCCGUGGCGCGUGGACGAGCACAUGUUCAAGCUAUGGCGGCAGGGGCGCACGGGGUACCCGCUCGUGGACGCGGGGAUGCGCGAGCUGUGGGCGACGGGGUGGCUGCACAACCGCAUCCGCGUGGUGGUGGCGUCGUUCUGCGUGAAGUUCCUGCAGCUGCCGUGGCGGUGGGGCAUGAAGUACUUCUGGGACACGCUGCUCGACGCCGAUCUCGAGGCCGACGUGCUGGGCUGGCAGUACAUCAGCGGCUCGCUGCCCGACGGCCACGAGCUGGAUCGAAUGGAUGAUCCCGAGGAGGACGGCUACCGCUUCGACCCCGAGGGGGAAUACGUGCGGAGAUGGGUGCCGGAACUCGCGCGCGUGCCGACGGAUUGGAUUCACCACCCGUGGGACGCGCCGCCCGUCGUGCUGCGCAUGGCGGGGGUGGAGUUGGGCGCGAAUUACCCGCGGCCGGUGCUGGAUGUGCUCACGGCGCGGCAGCGGCUGCAGGAGGCGGUCGAUACGAUGUGGCAGCGCGAGGCGGCGCUGAAGGCGGCGGCCGCCAACGGGUGCGACGAGGGGCUGGGCGACACGGAGGAGGUGCUCGUCGCGUUCUCGCGCGCGCCCGACCACCGCCUGCCCAUGCGCGUGCACACCGCGCUCGUGCGCCCCGAGCUCAGCUGCGCCAACGGCGCAUCCGCCCCCGCCGCGUCGCACAGCACGCUGGCGGCCAGCGCGAGGGGCGGCGCAGGAGGGUUGGCGCGCUCCGCUUCGUGCGACUCCGCCGCCGCCAGCGGGGUGGGGCCGUGGCGCGGGCCUGCGGAUAACGGGGAGGGGGAGGCGCAGGGGGUGCGCGCGGGCGGGGAGGAGCUCCCACUGGCCGUGCAGAUGGAGGCGGCGGCGGCGGCGGUGAUGGCGGCGGACAGGGCGGGGAAGGCGGCGCGAGGACCGGAGCAGGGGGAAUGCGGAGAGGCGAAAAAGCAAGUCGCAGAUGGAGAAGCGGCAGAACUGGCGGCGGGGAGAGCGGACGGCGCGGACGGGGGGGGCCGUGCGGGAGGGGUUGCGCCGGGCGUGGUCCCGUGGAACGACCAGAUGGUGCCGUACUUCCCCUCGCCCGCCACCAUCCAGGCCGCGGAAGCCAUUCUUGCAGGGGACGCCGCCGCCGCCGCGCACGCCUUGCAGGCGGAAGGCGUGCAGCCGCCCUUCCCCAAGGACGUGCCGGCGGAAGAAAAGGGGACUCGUCCCCCUGCGGCGGGGGCGCCGGAGCAAGCGGCUGCGGGGAAGGGGAACGUGGCGGGCGGGGCGACGUCGGCGCUGCCGCGUUGGGCGGCAGUUCUGGGCGGGCAGGGCGGAGGAGCCGGGCACGGGACGGCGGAAGGGCUGUCGCCGUCCGCGCGCGUGUCCAGUCUGGUGGAACUGCAACUGUUCCCCUCUGCCCCGCGCCCCGCCCCCGCCGAUGGCGCACGCGCGCAGAGGGGAAAAGUGGCGGAGGGGAGGCAGGCGGAAGGGUCGAAGAAGGACGGUGGGGGCAUGGCGGGAAAGGAAGGGGGGGGAGUGCUGGGGAAGCGCGGAUUCAGUAACGUGUGGGGAGAUGACACGCCGUUCCCAUCUACAAUGUUCCGAAGACAGCAGCAGCAGCGGCUGGCGGCGGGCAAUGCCACCAAUGCGCGCGACCGCAGCAAUGCGCCCAACGACCCCGCCGGCGCAACCAGAGCGCCUCCCGGCGCAGCAACGCCAGGCGCGGAAGCAGCGGCGCCAGGGGCGGCGGAGCAGCAGAGGGGCGGGGCGGGGGUUGGGGCGGGGGGGCUGUAUGGGGGCCCCACAGGGCGCGUGGCGCUGACAGGACUGCCGUUCCGCGUGAGCGCCAUGGCAGAGGCGGGCGCGACCAUCACUGGCGGCGCUGGCGCGGAGGGAAGAAUACCCCACGCCCACGCGCACGCGCACACGCACGCACAGGCACAGGGGCACACACAGGCGCAUGCACAGGCGCAUGCACAGGCGCAGGCAGAGGCGGAGGCACAGGCGCAGGCGGAGAUAGAGGCGCAGAUAGAGGCACAGCUGGGCGGACAUGCUGCCGCCGCAGCCGCCGCCGCAGGAAGGGCGCAUAAUCGUGGGUUGCGGUCGCCUCAACGCAGCAAGCCCGAGCGGCUGUCCAGCGAGGAUGCGGCAGCAGCAGCCAUGGGCAAGAAGGGGUGGGGCCCGCUCACCUUCCUCUCCCUUGUCUCGCCACACCUACCGCACCACCAGCACCACAACCCAGCAGACCCCCACUCCCUGCCCGCCUUCCCCCCGCCUGCCGCUCUCGACUCGGCGGUGGUACCGCGGCAGCACGUCCGCCUCUUUCCCUCCUGA
Closterium sp. Naga37s-1 is the source of this 4035-nucleotide messenger RNA. Lineage: Eukaryota; Viridiplantae; Streptophyta; Zygnematophyceae; Desmidiales; Closteriaceae. The record is from the annotation of a GenBank genome assembly.